Molecule: messenger RNA, 1047 nt
Organism: Dicrocoelium dendriticum
Lineage: Eukaryota; Metazoa; Platyhelminthes; Trematoda; Plagiorchiida; Dicrocoeliidae
Source: the annotation of a GenBank genome assembly
GUUGUUCUGUACGCUAACGGGAGACGAUGAUUGAAAUUUUUCAUCUUAGUGAAGAUAAAACAUUCCGUUGUGCCAUAUUAUCCAGAAGCUUAGUUUUUACCUCCCUGUGUACCUUGGUGUUAUUUGUGGCUCCGGCAGCCAUUGUGUUUAGCGUACCAACCGAAAGCUGGUCUACACUUCUAAUGAGAUGGGCCAAACUCUAUAAUUGCUCUGUUCUGGAAUCUCAGAGUUUCAUACUUUUAGUUACAAACACGUUUUCGCGAAAUACAUCUAGUUUUGACGUUUGGACGCCAUCCUCCGACUUGCCGAGCAGUAUUUCUGGAUCUGCUGAGACUCACCUGAGAGAAAAGUUCAACUUCUAUUCGCUAUUUGAUGCUGGUUCAACCUAUGCAACAGAAUUAGCUAUAGCGUUUCGUUUAAAGAUCCGUUCAACUGAAGUUUUUGGUGUCCAUUUGCAGAUCCCAGUCCAUUGCAUUUUGGUGCCCGAGGAGCACAACCAGCUGAAUGUGGUCGGUCUGAUUUCCGAACACUUCAUUGGAGACAAACCACAAACCGCGCUCAACAUUUUCGGAACUCUCCGAGUCAAUCAAAAACGGGCUCUACCGGCUCACUACGAUCGAAUGGAAGAUUACAUAAACGGGCUACCACUGUUUCUGCCAACUUCUCCGGGACAACCAGGAAGUACAAACUUAGAAGAAACACUCUACAAUUUUGCAAGACGAAACUUUACAAUGCGUCUGCACCAGAGAACCAAAGUCCCGACAUUCGGCUCUGUCUCAACUACGGGGCUGUAUCGUAUCAGCCUGAAGAUCUCCCUACCGGAACAGAAAUUGUUCUAUGAGACGCCAGCUGUACAUCAAGCGAAAUGGUUCUACAUUCGAUAUAUCUCUAUCUGGAUUAUACUUGUCUGGCCCAUAUCAAAACUUCUCCGUUAUGUUUUCGAAGGCAAUCUGUUACAAGAUACCAAUGUCUCACUGAUCAAGCCCUAAAGUUUCCGGUACCCUUGUAGGUUGUUUGUAAACAAAUUUGCUUUGUAAUAAACGCUUU